UCCGCCUCCGGACGCCUCUUUGCUCCCUUCAGUCCCGCCCCUCAUAUACCUGCGCAAGGUCGUGUCCCGGAAGUGAAGGGGCCAUGUUAGUGGGUGACCCCGGGAGAAGUACCGGGCGAGAGGCGAGUCCUGCGGAGUGGUAGCGCGCGCGGUCAGCGGGGUGACGCCCAGCCCCUGCCAGUCCCAUGGCCCCGUGGAGCCGAGCGGCGGUGCUAAGUCUCUACCGGACUUUGCUGCGCCAGGGCCGACAGCUUCGCUACACUGAUCGAGACUUCUACUUUGCCUCUAUCCGCCAGGAGUUCCGGAAGAAUCAGAAGCUAGAGGAUCCGGCGGCCCGGGAGAGGCAGCUGGAGAAGGGCCUGUUCUUCCUUCACAGCAAACUGGGGGGGAUUAUUUAGGAUCCUCUUCUUUCCCCUCCUACACCAGUUCCAAGGAAAAGAGGACAGAGGUGCCUUCUGUGGACUCUCCAGCUCCUUGCCACCCCCGUGUGGCAGAUGCAUUAACAGGCCUCAGGUGAGCAAUGGCAGGCGCUGGUGAGCGCAAAGGCAAGAAGGAGGACAACGGCAUCGGCACAGCCAUCGAUUUUGUGCUCUCCAAUGCCCGGCUGGUGCUGGGGGUGGGGGGAGCAGCCAUGCUGGGCAUCGCCACGCUGGCGGUUAAGCGGAUGUACGACCGGGCAAUCAGUGCCCCCACCAGCCCCACCCGCCUGAGCCAUGCCGGGAAAAGGAGCUGGGAAGAGCCAAACUGGAUGGGCUCCCCCCGACUGCUGAACAGGGACAUGAAGACAGGCCUGAGCCGGUCCCUGCAGACCCUUCCCACGGACUCCUCGGCCUUUGCCACAGAUACAUUCUGCCUACCCCGGCCCAAGGCAUUGGCCAAGAAGGGCCAGGUAGACUUGAAGAAGUCACGGCUCCGCAUGUCCCUGCAGGAGAAACUUCUUACUUACUACCGGAACCGUGCAGCCAUCCCUGCUGGUGAGCAGGCUCGGGCCAAGCAAGCCGCCGUGGACAUAUGUGCUGAGCUCCGGGGCUUUCUGCGGGCCAAGUUGCCUGACAUGCCUCUUCGGGACAUGUACCUGAGUGGCAGCCUCUACGAUGACCUGCAGGUGGUGACAGCCGACCAUAUCCAGCUCAUUGUGCCCCUUGUCCUGGAGCAGAACCUGUGGUCAUGUAUCCCUGGUGAGGACACCAUCAUGAACGUCCCUGGCUUCUUCCUGGUUCGUCGUGAGAACCCAGAAUACUUUCCUCGUGGUAGCAGUUACUGGGACCGCUGUGUAGUAGGGGGCUAUCUCUCCCCAAAGACAGUGGCAGAGACAUUUGAGAAGGUAGUGGCUGGCUCCAUCAACUGGCCAGCCAUAGGGUCCCUCUUGGACUACGUGAUCCGACCAGCCCCACCCCCAGAGGCUCUGACACUAGAAGUACAGUAUGAGCGGGACAAACAUCUUGUCAUUGAUUUCCUGCCAUCAGUGACCCUUGGUGACACUGUCUUGGUGGCCAGACCACACCGACUAGCCCAGUAUGACAACCUGUGGCGGCUGAGCCUGCGUCCUGCUGAGACAGCCCGCCUACGGGCUCUGGACCAGGCUGACUCGGGCUGCCGCUCUCUGUGCCUCAAGAUCCUCAAGGCCAUAUGCAAGUCCACUCCUGCCCUGGGCCACCUCACUGCCAGCCAGCUGACCAACGUCAUCCUCCACCUGGCCCAGGAGGAGGCUGACUGGUCUCAGGAUGUGCUGGCUGACCGUUUCCUGCAGGCCCUGAGGGCGCUCAUCACCUACUUAGAGGCGGGGGUCCUGCCCAGUGCUCUAAACCCCAAGGUGAACUUAUUUGCAGAGCUCACCCCUGAAGAAAUAGACGAAUUGGGAUACACUCUAUAUUGCUCAUUGUCUGAGCCGGAGGUGCUGCUGCAGACGUAGUAGGGCAGGUGAAGGCCAAAGUGGGUAUUGAGUGGUCAGGCCCUGGAUUCUCCGUUAGAAACACUUGGCGACACGGGUCGUUUCUCACGGGAUUCCUAGGUGCCUCCUGUCUUGCUGGUCAUUGCCCUGAUCACGUCAUGCUAACUUGAAUGCCAUCUCCUCAGUCUCCUAUUUACUCACCGACCCUUUCUAUUUUUGUUACCAAACACUGUGCUCCCUACACCUCCCCGCUCCCGCCAGGCUAUGCUUCCUGAGUGAAGACUGGCAGAACGCCGGCCCGCACUGGCGAGCCCAGCGGUGUUCUGUGCUUUGGCCCAGGGCCCUGCUGCUGUCUGGCCUGCUCAGUCCUGGUGCCUGUUUGCCAGUGUCUUGUCUUUGCCAUCCUUUCUUCUUGUUCUCACCUUCUCUUUGGCACUCUUCCCUGUGAGUGUCUCCUUAACCAAGAUGCUGCUUCUAGUUGGGUGUCAUUGAGAGCUAUGGUUGCAUGUUUCCUAGCAGUGCUCAUGGGAGCGCUGACACAGUAUUGUUUCUUGGGGUCACGCGCGU
Messenger RNA from Orycteropus afer afer, 2458 nucleotides. RefSeq names its product mitochondrial elongation factor 1 (gene MIEF1). Gene Ontology annotation, cellular component: mitochondrial outer membrane. Lineage: Eukaryota; Metazoa; Chordata; Mammalia; Tubulidentata; Orycteropodidae. Gene Ontology annotation, biological process: mitochondrion organization; positive regulation of mitochondrial fission. The record is from RefSeq and is a predicted model, not a curated record.